GAUUCACACUUUCACUUUCAUUGAUUGACAACAUUGCACAAUCGAGUUCUUUAUGACCUUGAAUGAUGACUAUGUCUCUCUUGAUUAUCCAUACGCAUGGUCACUAGAUUCCGAGCUUUCCCUUGAUGCAUUUCUCACAAAAUACAAGCCAUCGAUGGUUCAGGAUGAUGGAACCAAACCCUGGCUGUGGGUGAACAAGUCUGCGCCGGCAAUGGAAGAUUCCAAAAGGGAAGUCGCUGUAGAGGAAGCCACAAAACUUUUGAAGGAUGUGACUGAACGCGUCGAGGACAUCAAGAACGACGAGUCAAUUCCUGUACGCGCUAACAAGAAGAAAGGCACAAAGAGCAAAAAGGAAGUGCGCGAAGCAGUUCAAGGCGAAGCCACGGAGAAGCUCAAGGACAUUUCCAUCAGACAUGGAUUCGUCGUAGGGAAAUGGCUCAUAUUUGCUCCUACGGACAAGGUGGAUCUCGUGUGGACCACCAUUGCCACGUCCCUCAUCUCGGGCCCGUUAGCCUCGACAAGCGUCUACUCGGCCAAGGUUGCGACUUGUCCUCGAAAUGAGACGCCUAAUCACUCGCAUGUUCUGUGUCUGUACGUCCCCGAUGUCUACAACAAGACAGAUGUCACCGAAAUUAUGAGAAUUCUAUUGGAAAAACACGGUAUGAAUCUCAUGGGUGUGAAAUCGGACCUUUACACCGCGAUAGGCCUUGACAGCAAGCAUGCAAGCGGCAUCCCAUCCACGGUUUGGAAAAAUACAGCGCUGCUGCCAGAGGCAGAAAUUAAGAAACUGAAGGAAGAGUUCUUCGCAAACUUGAAUGCUAGCAAGGCUGCGGCCACAGAGACGGCCCCUGUGGAGAAGAGGAGCCAGGAUGCCAAACCCAAGCCGAAGCUCAAAAAGAAAGUGGAAGACGAUCCGUUCGAGUCCUCUGACGAUGAUGAUAAAGACAUCGCGAAGGCCAAGGUCCAAAAACAGGCCCCUCGAAAACCCAAGCCUACGCUGAAGAAGAAGCGGAGCGAAGAUGCUUUCGCAUCAGAAGACGAUGCAGAAAGCGACGAAGAGGAGGAAAAGCGGAAGCAGCAAGUCGCAGCAAAGAAAGCGCCUGCGAGCAAGAAGGCUAUUGCUCGCAAGCGAGCAAAGGAGGUCAGUGACGACGACGAUGAUGGUGAAGACAAUCGGCCGAAAAAGAGAUUGGCAAGGAAGUAACUAUGAUUUGAGGUCCUCUCGACGGAGUUAUUGUCACGACUACACAUUUUACCUAUCUAUCGCGUCUUUCUAUUAUGUUAAUAUACUCACGGCAUAUACUUUGCGCUAUGCA
Postia placenta MAD-698-R-SB12 is the source of this 1316-nucleotide messenger RNA. RefSeq lists its product as hypothetical. Bases 53 to 1204 code for a protein of 383 amino acids. The transcript has 12 exons. The record is from RefSeq and is a predicted model, not a curated record. NCBI's taxonomy places the organism in Eukaryota, Fungi, Basidiomycota, Agaricomycetes, Polyporales, Adustoporiaceae.